GGGACCGGGGCCCCGACCAGUGGUGGGAGGAGGCUGCGGCGCCAGAUUCGGACGCCUGGACAGCCGAGCCGAGGCUCCCCGCGCUCGCUGCGCCCACGGCCCGUGCCAUGCCCUCCUACACGGUCACCGUGGCCACUGGCAGCCAGUGGUUUGCCGGCACUGACGACUACAUCUACCUCAGCCUCCUGGGCUCGGCGGGCUGCAGCGAGAAGCACCUGCUGGACAAGCCCUUCUACAACGACUUCGAGCGCGGCGCGGUGGAUUCGUACGACGUGACUGUGGAUGAGGAACUGGGCGAGAUCCAGCUGGUCAAAAUUGAGAAGCGCAAGUACUGGCUGCAUGACGACUGGUACCUGAAGUACAUCACGCUGAAGACGCCCCAAGGGGACUACAUCGAGUUCCCCUGCUACCGCUGGAUCACCGGUGAUGGCGAGGUAGUCCUGAGGGAUGGACGCGCAAAGUUGGCCCGAGAUGACCAAAUACACAUUCUCAAGCAACACCGACGUAAAGAACUGGAAACACGGCAAAAACAGUAUCGAUGGAUGGAGUGGAGCCCUGGCUUUCCCUUGAGCAUCGAUGCCAAAUGCCACAAGGAUUUACCCCGUGAUAUCCAGUUUGAUAGUGAAAAAGGAGUGGACUUUGUUCUGAAUUACUCCAAAGCGAUGGAGAACCUGUUCAUCAACCGCUUCAUGCACAUGUUCCAGUCUUCCUGGAAUGACUUUGCCGACUUUGAGAAAAUCUUCGUCAAGAUCAGCAACACUAUUUCUGAGCGGGUCAUGAAUCAUUGGCAGGAAGACCUGAUGUUUGGCUACCAGUUCCUGAAUGGCUGCAACCCUGUGUUGAUCCGGCGCUGCACAGAGCUGCCGGAGAAGUUCCCGGUGACCACGGAGAUGGUGGAGUGCAGCCUGGAGCGACAGCUCAGCUUGGAGCAGGAGGUCCAGCAAGGGAACAUUUUCAUCGUGGACUUUGAGCUACUGGAUGGCAUCGAUGCCAACAAAACAGACCCCUGCACACUCCAGUUCCUGGCCGCUCCCAUCUGCUUGCUGUAUAAGAACCUGGCCAACAAGAUCGUCCCCAUUGCCAUCCAGCUCAGCCAAAUCCCGGGAGAUGAGAACCCUAUUUUCCUCCCUUCGGAUGCAAAAUACGACUGGCUUUUGGCCAAAAUCUGGGUCCGUUCCAGUGACUUCCAUGUCCACCAGACCAUCACCCACCUCCUGCGAACACAUCUGGUGUCUGAGGUUUUUGGCAUUGCGAUGUACCGCCAGCUGCCUGCCGUGCACCCCAUUUUCAAGCUGCUGGUGGCACACGUGAGAUACACCAUCGCUAUCAACACCAAGGCCCGUGAGCAGCUCAUCUGUGAGUGUGGCCUCUUUGACAAGGCCAACGCCACAGGGGGCGGUGGGCACGUGCAGAUGGUGCAGAGGGCCAUGAAGGACCUGACCUACGCCUCCCUGUGCUUUCCCGAGGCCAUCAAGGCCCGGGGCAUGGAGAGUAAAGAGGACAUCCCCUACUACUUCUACCGAGACGACGGGCUCCUGGUGUGGGAAGCCAUUAGGAUGUUCACGGCCGAGGUGGUGGGCAUCUACUACGAGAGCGACCAGGUGGUGGAGGAGGACCCGGAGCUGCAGGACUUCGUGAACGACGUCUACGUGUACGGCAUGCGGGGCCGCAAGUCCUCAGGCUUCCCCAAGUCGGUCAAGAGCCGGGAGCAGCUGUCGGAGUACCUGACCGUGGUGAUCUUCACCGCCUCCGCCCAGCACGCCGCGGUCAACUUCGGCCAGUACGACUGGUGCUCCUGGAUCCCCAAUGCUCCCCCAACCAUGCGAGCCCCGCCGCCAACUGCCAAGGGCGUGGUGACCAUUGAGCAGAUCGUGGACACGCUGCCGGACCGCGGUCGCUCCUGCUGGCAUCUGGGUGCAGUGUGGGCGCUGAGCCAGUUCCAGGAAAACGAGCUGUUCCUGGGCAUGUACCCAGAAGAGCAUUUUAUCGAGAAGCCUGUGAAGGCGGCUAUGGCCCGAUUCCGCAAGAACCUCGAGGCCAUUGUCAGCGUGAUUGCUGAGCGCAACAAGAAGAAGCAGCUGCCAUAUUACUACUUGUCCCCAGACCGGAUUCCUAACAGUGUGGCCAUCUGAGCACACUGCCAGUCUCACUAUGGGAAGGCCAGCUGCUCCAGCCAGCCGGACUCCAGCCUGCCUGGCAGGCUGUCUGGCCAGGCCUCUUGGCAGUCACGUCUCUUCUUCCGAGGCUAGUACCUUUCUGUUUAUUCUUUGAUCUUCAGGGAACCCCAUAGAUUGAGCAAAGUGUAAACACCAUAGGGACCCAUUCUACGCAGAGCAGGACUGCACAGUGUCCUCUCCACACCCAGCUCAGCAUUUCCACACCAAGCAGCAAUAACAAAUCACGACCACUGAUAGAUGUCUGUUCUUGUUGGAGACAUUGGAUGAUUAUUUUCUGUUCUAUUUGUGCUUAGUCCAAUUCCUUGCACAUAGUGGGUACCCAAUUCAAUUAUUAUUGAAUGAAUUAAGAAUUGGUUGCCAUAAAAAUAAAGCGGUUCAUUUAAAACA
Messenger RNA from Macaca mulatta (Rhesus monkey), 2564 nucleotides. It is a transcript of the gene ALOX5, whose product is annotated as arachidonate 5-lipoxygenase. The record is from RefSeq and is a predicted model, not a curated record. Gene Ontology annotation, biological process: lipid oxidation. NCBI's taxonomy places the organism in Eukaryota, Metazoa, Chordata, Mammalia, Primates, Cercopithecidae. Gene Ontology annotation, molecular function: oxidoreductase activity, acting on single donors with incorporation of molecular oxygen, incorporation of two atoms of oxygen; protein binding; iron ion binding.